Molecule: messenger RNA, 1191 nt
Organism: Batrachochytrium dendrobatidis JAM81
Lineage: Eukaryota; Fungi; Chytridiomycota; Chytridiomycetes; Rhizophydiales
Exons: 1
Coding region: 1-1191 (396 amino acids)
Source: RefSeq, a predicted model, not a curated record
AUGCAUCGCUCAUCUAGUCAACGAGUCCAUCCAACUUGGUAUGUGACAAAAAAUGAACCAACGCAGUCGCAGAUUAUCUGUCCAACCCUAACCACUGUUUCCCACGAUCGUAUUUUUAGGUCAGGCUCGUUUGAGCCUCUUCGUUGGUGGUUACAUCAGCCAGACUACCUUUUAGAGGAAACAGUUGUGCAGCCUUUUCAAAAGGCAUGCAAUUCUGUUGCUUCUGUGAAAACUAAAUCCAUUUCACGAUCUCGUCAUUCCGAUUUAUUCGAGCCAUCAGAAGCACGUUAUCCCAGCACUGCCCAUACAUCCAACUCGUCACCUUCGUAUCCCUCCUCGCGCAGUAUUCGCUCGCUGCGUACUGGAAGCUAUACGUCAGUUCCAACCAUCGUCGUGUAUGGAGUGCCUCCAAUUUCUGCUGAAGCAGAAGAACGCCAAGCGCUUCACCAUGUUGUGUUUUCUGCAACUACUUUUCCCAUCAGACUGCCGGAUCCGUCCAUUACUGCCACAUUGCUAUCGCUGAGAUACUCGGACAUUACCCAGUCGAUCCGUGGUAAAAUUUCUUUACUUAUCCCACCCAGCUCAUGCCUGCGUUCCUCACAGCCAUACGACAAUGCAACUGAGGUAUCUAAUCCUUGUAGUGAUACAAACCUUGAUACCAGUAAUGCAACAGCCACUCCUAUACCCAUAACCGACCUGGCAGUUCGUAUUCAAUACCGCAUUGAUGCGACUGUUUCAUCCGAGUCUGUUACUACUGUUUUGGACAGUCAUGUUUCUGCCAGCACAGCAAGUAUACCUAAGCCGCUGAUUUCCACCAAAACGAAAAGCGGCAAUUCCCACUUGCAUCCAGACCAUGCACACACAUGCAUGAUUGACUUUGCGUUUCCUUUUGAAAAAGGGUUCAUUAUGGAUCUUUACACAGCUAUGCGGGCUUCGGGUAUAGACACCACAGUUGACCACUUUGAGUUGGACGGCUGCGUUUCAUUUAUUAUCGACAUCGUGUCAAAGCAAUUACUUCAAGAGCCAGAGCAGCGGCUUAGUCAGGACAGCAAGGAUAGUCGAGCCAAAAGGCUAGACCAGAAAGCAAACUUGAUUAGCGAGGCUAGUAUGGCCACAGUAGAUUUUGAAGUAGAUUUUGUGUUUGCCAAAAAUCCUGUUUUGACAAACUGUGAGCUGCUGACACCUAUAUGA